CACUGCAGUGGGGAAUUCAAACUUCGACAACAGGACAUCGCUGAGCGAGAGGGCUGUAAAUAUUACAAAAAUACUAAGUAUAUAUUUCCACAUUCGUGAUUACUUUUUGCUUUCCUCACUAUAUCCACGUUUUGUAUUUAUUUUAAGGUUGUGUUUUCGGCGAAGAUGGACAGCAUGGCGGAACUCCUCAAGUACUAUGAAGUCUACGAGACCAUCGGCUCGGGAGGCUUUGCUAAGGUCAAGCUGGGUCGCCACAUCCUGACGGGAGAGAAGGUGGCCAUUAAAAUCAUGGAGAAGAAGGAACUGGGGGAGGACCUUCCUCGUGUGAAGGUGGAGAUAGAGGCCAUGAAGAGUCUGAGCCAUCAGCAUGUCUGUAGACUGUACCAUGUUAUCGAGACUAAUACCAAGAUAUACAUGAUCCUGGAGUAUUGUCCGGGAGGAGAGCUGUUUGACUACAUCAUCGCUAAGGACCGUCUGUCUGAAGAGGAGACCAGAGUGUUCUUCAGACAGAUCGUCUCAGCUCUGGCCUAUGUCCACAGCCAGGGAUACGCCCACAGAGACCUGAAACCGGAGAACCUGUUGAUAGAUGAAGACCACAACCUGAAACUGAUAGACUUUGGUCUCUGUGCCAAACCAAAGGGGGGUCUGGGAUAUGAGCUGAUGACCUGUUGUGGAAGUCCAGCCUACGCUGCUCCUGAACUCAUCCAGGGUAAAGCCUACAUCGGCUCGGAGGCUGAUGUGUGGAGUAUGGGGGUGCUGCUGUUUGCUCUGCUCUGUGGAUAUCUGCCCUUUGAUGACGACAACUGUAUGGUCCUCUACAGGAAAAUCACUAGAGGUAGUUACAACAACCCUCAUUGGCUGUCUCCUGGGAGCAUCCUGCUACUCAACCAGAUGAUGCAGGUGGAUCCUAAGCAUCGUGUGACCAUCAGACAACUCCUAGACCAUCCCUGGACGAUGUCUGGCUAUGGCACCCCUGUAGAGUGGCACAGCAAGCAACCUUUGGGUCACAUAGAUGAGGACUGCAUAACUGAGAUGUCCGUCAGCCUGAAUAACUCCAGACAGAGCACCCUACAGCUGGUCAAUGAGUGGAAGUACGACCAGACCACUGCCACCUACCUGUUGCUGCUCUCUAAGAAACAGAGAGGGAAACCUGUCCGGAUCAGGCCUCAACUUCCUGUCUGUGAUGUCAUGUCCUGUUCACCUCAACGCCUGGGAGUACAGACUCUACUCUUCGAUGAUGAUGAUGCUGAUGAUGCUGAGGACCGUUGCUAUGACGACGACCUGCCCUGGGUUCCGCUCACACCCCAGCAAGAGAGAGCGAUCUGUCCGUCAGCUGAAAAGAGGCGGGAUCAGACUAAACACGCCCCCACUCCGGAGAGGGAGCCAAUCGCGCACCACCACCGUCACCAGGAGAGGCGGGAUGAGACUAAACACGCCCCCACUCCGGAGAGGGAGCCAAUCGCGCACCACCACCGUCACCAGGAGAGGCGGGACCGAUGCCGGGAACGGACCAAUGAAAACAAAGAGAACGUUGCCGUGGCCAAUAAGGAUGCUGAUAUAUUUGCUUUGCCCGCCCCCCGAUCCCCAGUAGCCAAUAGGAAGGCAACUCGGCCCAAUAAGAGGGUCUUGACGACACCAACCCAUAAUAACACUAACAAGGUUGGCAACAAGGUAGACACACCCCAAGGAGGAGGCAGUACUUGCAAGGACCCGUCGAGGAAGAGACCGAGGGAGAGAGUGGAAGGAAAGGGGGAAGAAGAGAUGGAGAUACUGGCCUUCAGCCCAGAGAGAAGGUCCCGGUCGUUAGACGUGGCGGGGGCGUCUCGGGGGGACAGCAGCCAGAAGAGAAGGGGGGGGAAGGUUUUCGGCAGUCUGGAGCGAGGGCUGGAUAAAGUCAUCACCUUGCUCACACCCAGCAAGAGACGAGGGCUGCGGGACAGACCACGCAGGAUCAAGGCCCAGUAUAAUGUAACGUUGACCAGUCAGACCAACCCAGACCAGGUGUUGAACCAGAUCCUCUCCAUUCUACCGGAGAAACACGUCGACUUCGCACAGAAAGGCUAUACUCUGAAGUGUCGCACCCAGGGGGACUUUGGGAAGGUGACCAUGGCGUUUGAGCUGGAGGUGUGUCUGCUGCACAGACCUGAGGUGGUGUGUGUGAGGAGACAGCGGCUGAAGGGAGACUCCUGGGUUUACAAACACCUGGUGGAGGACAUUCUCUCUACAUCCAGCAUCUAGACGUCACUACUUCCUGUCGAUGAUGUCACAUCCUGUCCACGUUCCAGCACCUAAAGCCAGUGUCUUAACUAAUUCCAUGAAGGGCAGAGUGUCUGCAGGUUCACUCCUCCCUUGUACUUCAUUGAUGAAUUAAGGUCACUGAUUAGUUAGGAUCUCCCCUCACCUGGUUGUCUAGGACCUCACCUGGUUGUCUAGGACCUCCCCCCUCACCUGGUUGUCUAGGACCUCCCC
Oncorhynchus keta (chum salmon) is the source of this 2469-nucleotide messenger RNA. RefSeq names its product maternal embryonic leucine zipper kinase (gene melk). The transcript has 19 exons. Gene Ontology annotation, cellular component: cytoplasm. Lineage: Eukaryota; Metazoa; Chordata; Actinopteri; Salmoniformes; Salmonidae. The record is from RefSeq and is a predicted model, not a curated record. Gene Ontology annotation, molecular function: protein serine/threonine kinase activity; ATP binding; tau-protein kinase activity. Bases 166 to 2238 code for a protein of 690 amino acids. Gene Ontology annotation, biological process: protein phosphorylation; microtubule cytoskeleton organization; intracellular signal transduction.